Molecule: messenger RNA, 2439 nt
Organism: Epinephelus lanceolatus (giant grouper)
Lineage: Eukaryota; Metazoa; Chordata; Actinopteri; Perciformes; Serranidae
Gene: chmp1a
Product: charged multivesicular body protein 1A
Biological process (GO): vacuolar transport
Source: RefSeq, a predicted model, not a curated record
GAUCACGUGACUAAGUUUGGACCAGGAAGUGCGGUGUCUGAUCCAUCGUAAUAACAAAACAAACCAAGACGAGACUGUUGGGGGGCUGAUAGUUAGUUUUCCUGUGAUCACCUGGAAUCAUAAUCGUCUCGACAUGGAUGAAACACUCUUCCAGCUCAAGUUCACUGCCAAGCAGCUUGAGAGAAUGGCCAAGAGGGCAGAGAAGGAUUCAGAAAAGGAGCAAGCCAAGGUCAAGAAGGCUUUGCAACAGAAAAAUGUGGAAUGUGCCAGAGUUUAUGCAGAGAAUGCUAUCCGAAAAAAAAAUGAAGGUCUCAAUUUUCUGCGUAUGGCGUCUCGAGUGGACGCAGUAGCCUCUAAGGUCCAGACUGCUGUCACCAUGAAGUCAGUUACCAAAAACAUGGGCCAGGUGACCAAAGCUCUGGACAAAGCUCUGGCCUCCAUGGAUCUUCAGAAGGUCUCUGCAGUCAUGGAUAAGUUUGAAACCCAAGUCCAGAACCUGGACGUCCACACCUCAGUGAUGGAGGAUUCUAUGAGUUCGGCAAUGACGCUGACCACGCCUCAGGAGCAGGUGGAUGACUUGAUUCACCAAAUAGCAGAGGAGAAUGGCCUGGAGGUGAUGGACCAGCUCAGCCAGCUGCCUGCAGGAGCCGGCUCAGUGGGCGCAGAGAGCUCACGGAGCCAGGACAAGGAGGACCAGCUGUCUCGACGGUUGGCUCAGUUGCGGAACUGAGGGCUCCUCCAGGAGAGGUGACGGCGCUUACAGCUGUGCGGAAGCAGACAAGUUUAAUGACGCGACAGGAGCUGCGUGUGUUUCUAUUGAACUGUUCCUACCGGGAGGACUUAAUGAGCCUAUCGAUUACCAUCCCCCUGCUCUAUAAAUACACACACACACCGGCUAGAAAUAAACCACCUGAGAAGGCAUGGAUCUCUGUCUGGUUCACCUUCGCAUUUCGAUCCAUCUAUUCCCGUUUCCAUCUUCCUUUCUAAUUCCCCACUGGGUCUCAUUUUACCUUUAACAUCUCCUUUUCUCACUCCUUUUUUCUCCCUUAACACCACCUCCUCCUCCUCCUCCUCCUCCUGUGGCUCUGCUCACCAGUUCUCAGAUCACAUGCUUUUGGAUGUAUGCUUUGUACAAAAAAACAACACAUUUUACAAACUGUAUGAUUUACAAUGAAGACAAUGAAAAGGUUUUAAUAAGCAGUUAUUGUUUUGAUUAUAAGGGAGUCUGGGCAUCCCUGACUCUCAUAUGGUGCAGGGUGGGUUAAAGAUAUAUCGACAUGUUUUUACGUUUUUUUGAGGCUCUGUCAGUCACAGAUGGUUUAAAUGGGUGGAUCUGUUGGGAGGAAGGAGAUGUAAAUUUGAUGGGGAAAAAAUAUCAGUUUUUACAUUUUGGGAUUGGACAUUUUUUAAGUUAAAAACAGACAUGUUGGUAACACUAAUCACUCCAUCAGAUUCAUCCAAGCAAAAACUGCUUUGUGACAUUAUUAUAACACUGUAUACAACGAAGGACAAUCCUCAAACCUUUUGUUUCUCAGCGUCAAAUGGAAUUUUUUUUGUGUUGUAUUUUCUUUUUAUUUAGAUUUGCUGUUGAUUGUUUCUCAUACUUGUAUUCAGACUUUUUGCUUUGAACGCCUUAUUUGGGAUGCAGGUGCUUGCAUAGAUGCUUCCCCCCCUCAGUGCCUGAAUAGGACAGUGGUUUUAAAAACUGAACAGCAGCAAACUGAAACUCAACAUUGGUCACAACGAGGAAUUUUGCGUUCCUCUUCCUGCCAGACAAGCCUGAGAUGUUUCCCUCAUGUUCUUAGCCAACUUCAGUUCAACGCUGGCUGUGAUGAGUGUGAGCUGUCACAGGGGGACAUUUAUUAUCUUUUUAAAUCUGCGGAGUGAAGUUGCCUGAUCUCUUGAAGCUCUCCCCCAGCAACACUGAAACCUCACACAGAUAUUUUUGGAAGCUUCUCUAUCUCAAAAUAAUCACCCCCCACCUGUCUCAGUCCCAAACCAAACACUUUCAGGAGAAGACAUCUUUUUAGGGCAGGGAUGUACAUGCUGGAUCUUUUUUUUUCUUUUUUCAUUUGACAAGUAUCAGUGUCUACCCCUAAUUUGCCUUGUACACCAUGUAAACAGUGGCAACAGUGUGAGUUAACAGAAAACAGGUUCCUUUUCUUUAGUUUUUUUGAGAUCAUAGCUCCAUAUUGAGAUGGCUGUUAAGAGAUUUCACUGGUUUUGAUGCUUCCAUCUUUGAGUGUUCAGUGUCAGUGAGAGGGCAGACAGGUUGAAGCCUGACCUCAACCUCUGACAGAGCAGCUUCACCCUCUGAUGUUAUCCGUUUUUUGUCCAUUGUAAUACAGGGAGGGUUUAUUUUUACUCAAAGUUCGGCAGACUUUGCAGCACUUUUGUUUUCUAUAUUUAUCUUGUGGGAAAUAAACUCUUGCCCUCUGA